Messenger RNA from Rhagoletis zephyria (snowberry fruit fly), 668 nucleotides. NCBI's taxonomy places the organism in Eukaryota, Metazoa, Arthropoda, Insecta, Diptera, Tephritidae. The record is from RefSeq and is a predicted model, not a curated record.
CACAACAUCUGCAACCGACCAACGGCAUCAACAGUAGCUUUAGUACUCCUCAAACAACGAAUGCCACCUCCACGGCCAGCGUCGUCUCCGUCUCGGUGGAGCAGCAGACGCAGACGGACACUUGUCCCAUGGACCAGGGACAGGGACAGCAGCAGGGGCAGAGUCAGCAGUACUCUUUUGGUGAUGCUCACGAGCAGUUGCAGCAGCUCUCUUCAGCCGCCGCCGCCUGCUCACCGCAGCUCCUCACCGGCGGCUGUGGAAGUUCGACCUUUGCAGAUCAGCAACAACAACAACAGCAGCAGCAGCUUUCGCACUCGGUCUCACCGCCAGCCACAACCCUUCACUACGGCCUCAACGGAGGCGGCCUGGUGAUCAUGGGCACCACCAAUCCCCAUCAGCAGCAGCAGCAGCAACUUCUUCAACAGUCGCACAAGUCGGCCAGCAUCGCCUGCAACACUAGUCCCAGUGGAGGUCAGCAGCAGCAGCAGCAGCAACUCCCCUCGACUACGUCGACCAACAGCAGCAGCUGCUCGGCGGAGGCGAUCAAGUCGGCGAUGAUGGCCAACGCCGGACUGAUGAACGCCGCAUCAAACUUUCAGCCCAAGCGACUGCACGUCAGCAACAUUCCCUUUCGCUUUCGUGAUCCCGAUCUGCGGCAGCUCUUUGGG